AUGAAGGACAGUCAUCAGUGUCCAGAGCCGACCCAGAUGACCUGCCUGCUUCAGAGACCCACGAGCCCAGGCAUAGCGCAUCUCGCCAUCUCCGCUCUGUGCCACGACUCCGUGAAGCUGAUCAAGUUCGCGGACGACACCACCCUCAUUGGACUCAUCUCCAACAACGAUGAGUCCGCCUACAGGAGGGAGGUGGACCGGCUGGUGUCCUGGUGCAGUGGUAACAACCUGGAGCUGAACGCCCAGAAGACAGUGGAGAUGAUUGUGGACUUCAGGAAGAGCACUGUCCCCCCACCCCCACCCUCCGUGAUGGACUCCCCCAUCACCUCUGUGGAGUCCUAUCGUUUCCUGGGCACCACCAUCACCCAGGACCUCAAGUGGGAGCCGACCAUCAGCUCCCUCAUCAAGAAGGCCCAGCAGAGGAUGUACUUCUUGCGGCAGCUCAGGAAAGCCAAGCUGCCUGCACCGAUGUUGGUGCAGUUCUACACGGCCAUCAUCGAGUCCAUCCUCACCUCCUCCAUCACCGUGUGGUUCGCUGGAGCCACAGUCAGGGACAAACAGAGACUACAGCGCAUCGUGCGCUCUGCAGAGGAAGUGAUCGGCCGCAGCCUUCCAUCGCUGCAGGACCUGUAG
Messenger RNA from Knipowitschia caucasica, 633 nucleotides. NCBI's taxonomy places the organism in Eukaryota, Metazoa, Chordata, Actinopteri, Gobiiformes, Gobiidae. The record is from the annotation of a GenBank genome assembly.